AAUAAUAAACUUUUCUAUAAAAAGCGGUUUCUCGUAGAAGAACACAAUACUAAUUAAGUUAUUUUAAAUAACUUAAUUUUAAUUUAACAGAUUAAAACCGCAUGCAAAAAAAUGGCAAAUCGCGAAAUAUUCUCGAAGCUCAUCAAAUCAAAUGUUAAAUUAUCCACGCGUUACGAUGCUGAAGGCCGGGAAGUGCAGGUGGAGAGACGGGAAGAUUCCGAUGCCACAAUCAAAGAACAAGAGACUUUUGAUAUUUUGAUAAAAGCGGGUUAUUAUAGAGCGUGUAUAAAAGGACUCUCGGCUUUUGAUAAAGUGGUAGGCGGUAUGACUUGGUGCAUCGAAUGCAUGUGUGAUUAUGAUAUUGAUAUAGACUUAUUAUUCCACGAAAAUCUAACAAUUGGUCAAAAGAUAGCUUUGGUUGAAAAAAUAGUAGCCGUGCUGCCCCAAAUGAAGUGUCCUUAUCACAUUGAGCCUCAUCAAAUACAGGGUUUAGAAUUUUUGUGUAUACACCCAGUUAUACAAUGGCUGGUUAAGAAAUCGGUAGAGAAUAGAGAGGAAAGGAAUUUGCGUUUAAAAAAAUUUGCCGUUGGUCAAUUUCACAAUCAUUAUCAGUACAAAAGUGACAAAAAGAAUUUGGAAAAGAUGCGAAUUGCUUCUAAUUACAUUAAAAGGAUACAACAAAUUUACACUCCAAUUAGACAUUACCAGUGCAAGGACUUUUCCAUCGAAGACGAGAAAACGCGUGUUCAAAUGACGCUUUUGGAAUAUGAUGGGACUUUGGCCAAUCACGUCAGCGAGGAAAAUUCUGCAAAUGAUGAAAAUAUAUCUUCAAGUCAGGAACUUAAAUGUGAAAAAUUAUUAAAAAAUCUUUUUUUAAUUAAUGAGGAAGAUCAGAAUCGAUUCUCACAAAAGCUAGAUACAACGUUGCGUACAGCUCUUAAGAAACAUUAUCGAGAAUUUCAGCAAGAAAUGCAAAUCGAUGCGAAAGAGUUGACAGAACAAAAUCAACUGGCAGCAUUAGAGACCGUGAAGUCGGCAUUGCAACGCAAAGUUGAACGCAAUCAGGCGGACUUGCAAGACUUAUUACAAUCGUUACAAGAGCAGGAAAAAUUAGCGGAAAAGGAUGUGGCACAACAAAAAAAGUUGGAAGCACAAAUUGAAGAGUACAAAAACGUGGAAGCAGGAGUCAAAACCGAAUUAGUAAGUGAGGUGCAAACACUAUUAACACAACAUGAUGAUUUGAAAAAGGAAGAGUCCGAAUUCAAGGAGCAUUGCCGCAAAGAUUUAGCUGAACUGCAACAACAAAUUGAAGAAUUGGAAGCGUUUACAUGCCAAAGUCCUGAAGAGCGGGAAGCAGCGAUAUUCGCAGAAAAGGAACGUAUUAGAACAUUGAAACUACAGUUGGCAAAACGUAAUCGUGGUAUUGUGGCUAUACAGCGACAACUCGAUAAUAUACCUGAUCGUACUGAAUUGGCUCAAUAUCAACGCCGAUUUCAUGAAUUGUACAAUGAAAUGAGCGUUAAGCAUUUGGAGACAAAACAGUAUUACACGUUUUACAAUACACUUAACGAUAAAAAACGUUAUAUGGAAAAAGAACUAUCAUUGCUAAAUUCCAUAUGUGAAGCCUACAAUGAGGGUAUGAUGAGCUCACACGGCCGUGAAGAAUUUAUUAAACAAUUUGAAACAAUUGUACAUGGAGUCAAACAGACGGAAACGAAAGUUCGUGCUAAAUAUAAUGAAGAGAAGAGACGACGUGAUAUGCUUACCGAAGAAUUGCAAGGUCUAAUCGAGUUACAACGUCAAUAUGCGACCGCUGUUAAACAACUAACUAGAGAAUGUCAACGGUGCGAACAAUUGCAGCAACAUCUCAAAUCCAUACGUAAAAAAUAAUUCGACGUUAAUUUGUAUUUUUAGUGACACAUUUUUUUUAUUAAUCGCUUAAGCACAAAGUUAAAAGCUAUAUACUUAUACUGUAGAUCAAGUAGCGUCAACCCUGAGAGAAGCCGGGUUCUCGUUUUU
Glossina fuscipes is the source of this 2019-nucleotide messenger RNA. It is a transcript of the gene fidipidine, whose product is annotated as coiled-coil domain-containing protein 93. Bases 112 to 1890 code for a protein of 592 amino acids. Gene Ontology annotation, biological process: Golgi to plasma membrane transport. Lineage: Eukaryota; Metazoa; Arthropoda; Insecta; Diptera; Glossinidae. The transcript is spliced from 10 exons. The record is from RefSeq and is a predicted model, not a curated record.